AUGCACAUACUUUUCAGGAUAAGUACGUGCGUGUUUCCGCGAGUGGCAUCGCGGAAGCGUGCUUGCAAGCUAAGCGCCUCGAUCCAAUGGUGGUGCUUGCAGCAAGGAAACGGUUGGACUCAUGAGGUGCGUGCUCAGGAAGUGUCGCUGUAUAGCAUGCACAGCGCCCACUAUACCAAAAGAGCAGCGAAUGACAGAAACCGGGUGCAACGCUCACUCCUCUGGAACUCGGAAGCAUUUCGCAGAUCGCCUUUUCAGCGCGGUUGCCGGGUCCACGCGGGUUCACCAAGAGCACACGCACCGGAAGAGAAGCUCCGACGCCCUGCCGACGCGCCAGCUCCAGCAUCCAAGACACUUGCCGAGCGCUGGCUGCUACUCCGACAGCGCUCGUCGGAGAAGGUAAUGCGCGGGCUUCGCAGCCUCGGCCUCAUUUCCGAGUCGGAAUCGACAUCAACGUCGUCGAAGCUUCUCCACAGCAACGCCGAUAUGGCUGGACUCGAGGGCGUCAAACCUGCCUCUUUUCGCGGCGUUGGGCGCAUACUCAGCAGGUACGCGUGGCCUCGCGACAAUCCAGUUCUGCGUCGACGCGUAGCGAUAGCCGUUUCGCUACUAUUCGUCUCCAAAAUCCUUCUCGUGCAGGUUCCUGUGACAUUCAAGAUCGCAGUCGAUAUGCUAUCGAAAGCGGUUGAUCCCGCCGCAGCGUACGCGAGCACCUGGCCCGUCCUGAUACUUCUCGCCUAUGGACUAGCUCGUGGUGCAGCAUCACUGACAAAUGAGCUCCGCAAUGCCAUUUUUGCAACAGUGAGUCAGCGAGCGAUCUCUGAUUUGGCGCUGACGACUUUUCGCCGAAUUCUGGACCUCGAUCUGAGCUAUCACUCGUCACGAAAAACUGGUGCGCUUGCGCGUACCAUUGACCGGGGCAUGCGUGGUAUCGACUUUCUCAUGCGGGCGAUUGUCUUCAAUAUCCUGCCGACGAUUCUCGAGGUUGGUCUGGUCUGCGGUAUGCUCGCCUAUAGCUGCGGCGAGCGCUAUGCCAUUAUUGCCGGUGGAGCGCUCACGGCCUAUACGAUCUUCACGCUGGUGGUGACGCAGUGGCGAACGCAGUUCCGCAAGAGCAUGAAUAUUGCUGAGAACGCGGCGAGCAAUAAGGCCACUGAUAGCCUCAUGAACUACGAAACAGUCAAGUAUUUUAAUAACGAGUCCGUGGAAGCAGAUCAAUAUGCAGCUUUUCUUGAAAAAUACGGACGCGAGAAUGUGAAAACGCAGGUGUCCCUCUCGGUGUUGAACUUUGGGCAGAACGCGAUCUUUACCGUAGCUAUGGCUGCGAUGAUGGUCAUGGCGGCUCGCGAAGUCAUGCAGGGCCAACUCACUGUCGGUGAUAUUGUGUUGGUGAAUGGGCUCCUCUUCCAAAUGUCGAUGCCGCUGAACUUUUUGGGCACAGUAUACCGGGAGGUUCGCCAAAGCCUAACGGAUAUGGAGAUGAUGUUUGGUGUGAUGCAGCUGCGUCCGCGCGUCGUCGAGCUCGCGUCGGCGCUGCCGCUCUUCCUCGAGCGCGACGCUAGCAUCGCUUUUAGGGGAGUGAGUUUCGCGUACCCGUCUUGGGCAGACCCACCGAGCACUGGUAGCACCGCUAGCCAUCAGAUCCUCCGGGAGAUCUCAUUCGAUGUGCCGCACGGGAAGAAAGUGGCGAUCAUCGGACCCAGCGGCUGUGGAAAAUCCACCAUCAUCAAACUCCUCUUCCGCUUCUAUGAUCCUGAUCAAGGCUCGAUCUACAUCGGGGGACAAGAUAUCAAACGGGUGCAACUCGCUUCGCUCCGAAGAGCCAUAUCCUGCAUCCCUCAGGAUAUCGUACUCUUCAACAACACCAUCGAAUACAACAUUCGUUACGGGCGCAUCGAUGCAACAAAGGAGGAAAUUGAGGCCGCGGCCAAAGCAGCCUACAUCCACGACACAAUCGUGGAGCAUUUCCCACACGGCUACGAAACCAUGGUCGGUGAGCGUGGCAUUAUGCUCAGUGGCGGCGAAAAGCAACGUAUCGCUAUCGCGCGCGCCAUUCUGAAGAACUCGCCCAUUCUCGUGUGCGAUGAAAUGUCGUCUGCCUUGGACUCGUCCACCGAACUGCUCAUUCGUCAUGCUAUUCAGCAGGUAGCCUCGAACCGCACAUCUAUUUUCAUUGCACACCGUCUCUCUUCGAUUAGCGAUGCAGAUGAAAUCCUCGUGAUGAACGAUGGCUGCAUUAUUGAACGAGGCCAGCAUCAGAGUCUUUUGCGGGAAGGCAACACGGUGUACGCCCAGAUGUGGCGAGCGCAGCAGUCUGAGGCGGCUGUGUCCCAGGACGCCAGUCUUGCGGAAAACAUCCCAUGA
Molecule: messenger RNA, 2364 nt
Organism: Cyanidioschyzon merolae strain 10D
Lineage: Eukaryota; Rhodophyta; Bangiophyceae; Cyanidiales; Cyanidiaceae
Product: ATP-binding cassette, sub-family B, member 7, mitochondrial precursor
Exons: 1
Coding region: 1-2364 (787 amino acids)
Biological process (GO): transmembrane transport; intracellular iron ion homeostasis
Cellular component (GO): mitochondrial inner membrane
Molecular function (GO): ATP binding; ABC-type transporter activity; ATP hydrolysis activity
Source: RefSeq, a predicted model, not a curated record